This is a messenger RNA of Ceratotherium simum simum (southern white rhinoceros), 1353 nucleotides long. Lineage: Eukaryota; Metazoa; Chordata; Mammalia; Perissodactyla; Rhinocerotidae. The record is from RefSeq and is a predicted model, not a curated record.
CUACACUUUGAAUCUUCGCUGUGCUCCCAUCCACCACAAUCUCAGAUCUAGACUGUGUCAGAAUCAGUAGGGGAACUUGGACUAAAUAUGCUGGUUCAAAACCAACCCUCAUCCCCUCCUCUAGAGCGUAUCAGAAUGUAUGGAAACUUCAUCGAUAACCUCAGACUCUUCACCAAAGGAGGAAGUGGUGGAAUGGGUUACCCUCGUUUAGGUGGAGAAGGUGGAAAAGGUGGUGACGUUUGGGUUGUAGCCCGUAACAGAAUGACUUUAAAACAACUUAAAGACAAAUAUCCUCAGAAACGGUUCGUUGCUGGAGAAGGAGCAAAUAGUCGAGUUAGUGCACUGAAAGGCUCCAAAGGAAAGGACUGUGAAAUUCCUGUACCUGUGGGUAUUUCAGUAACUGAUGAAAAUGGUAAAAUCAUAGGAGAACUCAAUAACGAGAAAGACAGAAUUUUGGUAGCUGAAGGAGGUCUUGGUGGUAAAUUACUUACAAAUUUCUUACCAUUGAAAGGCCAGAAACGAGUUAUUCACCUUGAUCUAAAACUUAUAGCUGAUAUAGGCCUAGUGGGAUUCCCAAAUGCUGGAAAAUCUUCUUUGUUAAGUCAGAUAUCUCACGCAAAGCCUGCAAUUGCAGAUUAUGCAUUUACAACAUUAAAGCCUGAACUUGGAAAGAUUAUGUAUAAUGAUUUCAAACAGAUAUCAGUAGCUGAUCUUCCUGGUUUAAUAGAAGGAGCUCAUAUGAACAAAGGAAUGGGCCACAAAUUCCUCAAGCAUGUAGAAAGAACUAAACAACUACUUUUUAUUGUUGAUAUUUCUGGAUUUCAGCUUUCUUCCCAAACUCAAUACAGAACUGCCUUUGAAACCAUAAUACUGCUUACAAAAGAGUUGGAGUUGUACAAAGAGGAACUUCAGACAAAACCUGCACUCCUGGCAGUUAAUAAAAUGGACUUGCCAAAUGCCCAAGAUAAAUUCCGUGUACUGAUGAACCAACUCCAGAAUCCUAAAGAUUUUCUGCAUUUAUUUGAAAAGAACAUGAUUCCAGAGAGGACUAUAGAGUUCCAACACAUCAUCCCCAUCUCUGCAUUUACCGGAGAAGGAAUUGACGAACUAAAGAACUGUAUAAGAAAAUCUCUAGAUGAACAUGCCAACCGGGAAAAUGAUGCAUAUCAUAAGAAACAGUUGCUUAAUUUACAGAUUUCCAAUACAAUAUCUUAUAGUGAGCCACCAUCAAAGAAUGCUGGUACAAGUCCCAGAAUGGAUAAUUGAAAUUCUGUUCAUUUGAAAGCUUUUCCACAGACACGUAUUUUUUAGAAGGUCAGUUAUUAUUAACUUUCUGGUAUAUACACCAUCAUU